GUCACAGGUUGCUCGUAUUCAAUUCCCGCCCUCCGCUGCCCAACCCAAGUGAAUUUCCACCUCACUCGACAAUCCAGAAAGGCGGACCAGAAUAUAUUUCAACAACAUAUUUCCCGUCGAGUUCACUCCAUCGUACCCAUCAUGACCGUCAAUCUCUUGCGCCAGGCUCUGCUCAAUAACGGUCACCCUAGGCUCACUGCCGCUAUGUCGUCCUCAUUUCGCCCGCCCAUGCCCUAUUUUGUCAACCAGACUCUUAAACUGCAUCGCGUCGAACCGCCGCGGCCUCUCUACGGCGUGUACCUGGACGCCCUUCGCCAACAUCCCGAGCGUGAAUCCGAUACACAGCUCAAGAAAUACCUAGAUUUCGUCGAGGAGCAUCGACACAGUCGGCGCACCCCCUUGGAUCUCAAAACCCUGGUCAACUUCUGCCUAUCGACGCCCGCGUUGCCAUGUGUACGACGCAAAGAAACAGCCACUGUCAAAAUCGUCAAGGUACUGGCUGGCAUUGGCGGUACACGAAAUGGCGGCCCUCUGGUGGUUCUCUGCGAGGGGCUUCAAUCGGUCGUGGGCGGCAAAACCAUCACUGCUCUCAAAAUAUGCGACCCUUUGUGCUUUCCCUUCGCCGAAAGAUUCGGCCCUUCCCGAGCUAGAAACAUCGUCGCCGAUGCCGAGAAUGCCGCCACGGUUGAGUCAGCUGCCUUCCUGCAGCUUGAUCACCACAUCGGCGGAAGUUUCAUCCCCAAGUUCCACGGCUUGUGGAUCUUCGACAUGCCCUUUCCCGCGUCUCAUCAAUCAAGCCCUCCGAUGACAAGAAAGGUCUUCGCCAUGGCCAUGGAUUACGUCGAAGGCACUGUCCUGAGCGACUUGGACCCUGCCAAUUAUACCGGACCAGAGCGGCUCCGCGUCGUGGCCAAAGCCAUCGAGGCCUACACCAUGAUCCGUCACCACCAAGUGCGCCACAAUGACAUGUCCCCCCGGAAUAUCGUUUGCAGCACCAAGGACCUCGCCAGUGAGAGGCUCAAGGUCGAUGUGAUCGACUUCGACGCAGCCGAGGUAUUGCCGCUACUUGUGGGAUAUGUUCCGCCCAAGCCGUCCUUACCGUCACCAAGACAGUUGUUUUGGGAGAGCAUUCCGUGGGAAAUGCAGGGUCAGGGGUGGAUACCCGAAAAUUGGGACGAGGACAAAUGGAACGAUUGGCUAAAUGACAAUUUUGCUGCUGUUUGAUCGAGGAAUUCGGAAAUGUACAGACUAGGUACCCAGAUAGAGGAUAUUGAAUUUAGUUGGACUACGUUAGAC
Lasiosphaeria miniovina is the source of this 1296-nucleotide messenger RNA. RefSeq lists its product as uncharacterized. The coding region runs from base 142 to 1224 and encodes 360 amino acids. The transcript has a single exon. NCBI's taxonomy places the organism in Eukaryota, Fungi, Ascomycota, Sordariomycetes, Sordariales, Lasiosphaeriaceae. The record is from RefSeq and is a predicted model, not a curated record.